Xyrauchen texanus (razorback sucker) is the source of this 3110-nucleotide messenger RNA. Its product is annotated as BAR_ACAPs and ArfGap_ACAP domain-containing protein. The record is from RefSeq and is a predicted model, not a curated record. Bases 417 to 2540 code for a protein of 707 amino acids. Gene Ontology annotation, cellular component: cytoplasm. The transcript has 22 exons. NCBI's taxonomy places the organism in Eukaryota, Metazoa, Chordata, Actinopteri, Cypriniformes, Catostomidae. Gene Ontology annotation, molecular function: GTPase activator activity; protein binding.
ACGCGACUCACCGCUACAUGAAUAAACGCAUACGCAGCGACAUUUAUCGCAAGAUCACACGCUGAUAGAUCUGACAAUUUUAUAAUACAAUGAUUUAACUGGAUGUAUUUGAGCGCGCGUGCAUUUUCUGCGGUGUAUGUUUGAUGCAUUAAGUCGCGCGCAUCAUUUCCUAUCAAACUGACGGACAAUCAAUGCAUCCGGAAUAUGAGAUAACUGUUUGUGGAUGAUGAACUGUGUGAUGCAACGGCUCUUCCCUGCUGUCAUGACCGUCUCUGUGCAUAAGGCACAAUGCAUGCAUUUUUAAUGUCAGGAUGAUGUCUCGAGAGCGCGUGCAAGCUUCAAAAGCAUUCUAGUGCAUGUCAAAGAGUGUGUGAGAGGUGCAAACACUUCAAAAGGAACCGUGAGACAGACACACCAUGGACACUUUCCUGGACUUUGAGGAGUGCAUUAGGGACUCACCUGCCUUCAGACAGUCUCUGGAUCAGUGUGAGAGUGACGUCACAGAACUAGAGAGUCGAGUGGAGAAAGUGAUGAAGUUGUGUGGUCAGAUGGUGCAGGCGGGGCAGAACUACACUUCCUGUAAUCGGCUCUUCCUGUCUGGACUGGCCGAGUUUACAGCGUAUCAUAAAAACGACGGUGUAGUUCUGACCUGUCUGAGUCAGUUCAAUCAGGGCCUGCAGGAAAUGAUCAAUUUUCAGACGAUGCUUUUUGAUCAAACCCAGAGAGCCAUUACACAACAACUAACAAACCUGCUCUCACAAUUCCAGCCGCAGAUUCGUGACACUCGGCGUGAGUUUGUUCGGAUCGGGGAAGAUCUGGAGUCUGCAGUAGUGAAGAACGCUCAGGUCAGCCGACACAAAUCCGUUGACGCCGAGAGAGCGACACACCUGCUGCUCGCAACACGCAAAUGUUACCAACACUUUGCCCUGGACUACUGCCUACAGUUGAAUAAUUUCAAGGUCCAACAGAAGCUGGAUAUUUUAAACUCGGUCUUCUCGUAUUUUCAUGCUCAGUACACGUUUUACCAUCAGGGAUUUGACCUGCUGAGAGAUCUAGAACCAACUAUGAAAACAAUGGCAUCACAGCUCUCUCAGAUGUCGGCUCACUGCACCGCCAAGAGGAAAGACCUGGAAAACACACACCUGCUCGUUCAACAAAGGGAUGCGUCUGGAGAGGCGGUUAUUGUGUGUAAUCCGUCGGACGGAGGAACGAUUCAAGGCUAUCUGUUCAAACGCUCUCGCAAGAAGAACAAGACAUGGAAGAGGUGCUGGUUUUCCACUGAAAACAAUCAGUUAAUUUAUUCAAAAUCACACAAGGAGCCGUCUGUGGUUUUGUUUGACGAUCUUCGUCUGUGUGCAGUGAAAUCUCUGGACGUGAUCGAUCGGCGCUUCUGUUUCGAGCUGCUGUCUGUGCAAAAGUCUUGUGUGUUACAGGCCGAUUCUGAAGAGCUGAAGUCGGCGUGGAUUAAUGCUGUUCAGGGUUCUAUAGACAUUGCGUACAGGGAUCAAGGAACAGAUCAAAAUGCUCCGGUGAAGCAAAACUCCACACCCGUCCCCAUUCCAGAACCCCCCCCUCACCCGCCAGCUCUGGGCGUAGCUCUCCGUGGCAACGGUAACCGGCGCUGCUGUGAUUGUGGGGAGGCGGAGCCUCGCUGGGCCAGCGUGAAUCUUGGCAUCACCAUGUGCAUCGAGUGCUCGGGCAUCCACCGGAGUCUGGGCGUUCAUCUGUCUAAAGUUCGUUCUCUCACUCUGGACUCGUGGGAACCAGAACAACUCAAGCUGCUGUGUGUUUUGGGUAAUGAAGUUAUUAAUGGCAUUUAUGAGUGCAACUCAGUGGACAGACUACAGAAGCCCAGCGCAGACAGUCCACGGCAGGAUAAGGAACGGUGGAUCAGGUGGAAGUAUGUGGACAAGAGAUUCAUCAAACAUCACACAGAUUGUCCUGAUGCUGAGACUGCAAAGCGACGUGCCGGCCAGAGGCUGUAUCAGGCUUCGUUAAGUGGAGAUCUCGUCGCUAUGGCGACGGCGCUGGCUGAGGGCGCAGAGGUGAACUGGAGUAACUCUGAUCAAGAGGGACGGACUGCUCUGAUUGGUUCAGCCAUCGGAGGUUCAUUGUUGGCGUGCGAGUUUUUACUGCAGAAUGGCGCUAAUGUGAAUCACAGGGAUCAACACGGACAGGGCGCACUGCACGCUGCCGCUACCUUUGGACACACGGGACAGGUGUGUCUGCUGCUCAAGAAAGGAGCUAAUCAGUAUGCAGCGGACGAAAAGGGAAACGAUCCCCUCAGCAUCGCCGUAGAAACCGCCCACGCUGACAUUGUCACUUUGUUGAGAAUGGCCCGAAUGAAUGAGGAGAUGAGAGAUUCAGAGGGAUUCUUCGGAUCUGUCGGAGAUGAUGAAACGUUCCAGGAUAUUUUCCGUGAUUUCAGUAACAUGGCGUCGCAUGACCCAGAAAAACUCUCUCGCCGUCAGUUUACCCGGAGCUCCGAGGACGGAGCGAUGAACGAACUCAGAGAUGGCGAAAGAGAAGAGGACAGCUAGAGAGGUCACUCUCAGGUCACAAGUCUUGUGAGGUCAGAGGUCAACACUAGGAGGAAAAGGGAAACUGUUACAACUAUUUAAAAGCUAAAAAUCUAAUGUGAAUGUCUUACAGAAAAGCUAAAUAAUGUCUUGAGCACUCGGUAUUAAAAGUGAUUUUAAUGAGUGUGUUUGUUUAUUUGGGGUUGUCUGGUCCAGAUCAUUUCAUCAAAGUAAACGUUUAUUUGGACUAAACUGACUGUUCUCAUCAUAGAUUUUAGACUGUGUCAUUAGACUUAUUGACACUUUAAUGAACUCAUUUCUAUUGGGCGUCUAUAAUGUACGAUUCUCAGCUGAACUUUUACUGUCACUCUUGAAGGAAAUCCACAUGAGUGAAACCAAAUCUGACCCUAUUUACUAUUUUAAAGCUCAUUCCUGGUCUUACUGUGCACGAUUAAUACUGUGCAUCAUCAAAGUAAAAUGGCUUUGUUUAUACACACUUGCAUUGCAAUGUAUUUUAUGUGAUACACAAUAUCAGUCUUAAUGUCUUAAAAGUUUGUGUCUUAUCCUAAUUAAUACAAUAAAAGCUAUUUA